Agrilus planipennis (emerald ash borer) is the source of this 9653-nucleotide messenger RNA. RefSeq names its product serine/threonine-protein kinase Tor (gene Tor). The transcript is spliced from 16 exons. Gene Ontology annotation, biological process: negative regulation of macroautophagy; protein phosphorylation; TOR signaling. Lineage: Eukaryota; Metazoa; Arthropoda; Insecta; Coleoptera; Buprestidae. The record is from RefSeq and is a predicted model, not a curated record. Bases 434 to 7708 code for a protein of 2424 amino acids. Gene Ontology annotation, molecular function: protein-containing complex binding; protein binding; protein serine/threonine kinase activity. Gene Ontology annotation, cellular component: TORC1 complex; TORC2 complex; nucleus.
UUAACAAAUGGAUAUGUUGUGGUGUAGUUAUGGUUUAUUGAACUUUUUUUCAUUAAAAAGUUAAUAUAUAUACAAAUUGAGAGUUAAACAUUUAAAUGAAUUAUAAUAUAUUAAUUAAUUUAUAACGUUUUUUGUAAGUGAUUUUGGAUAAAAGGUUGACACAAUUUGAAAGUAAUUGAACCCAAAACCGUGUAAAUUUUUGUAUUGAUUUUGACAAAAACAGUGUGAACGUAUCUCAAAUAAAGUAAAUUAUGUUCUCAAAAGGCCAGUUUACAAAUUAUCUUGAAAACGAUAAAGGAAUUUUGGAAAAAUGAAAUUGUUAUUAACCGCUCUAAUGUAACAUAACCUCAACGAUGUGUUUAUAAAUAAAGGUGUUAUUAAUUAUAAGAAAAAUAGUAUGACUAUUUAAUUGUUAUUAUAACAAUUAGAAAAUAUGUCCAGUUCUAUAAUGCAACAGUUCUUGUCGGGAUUGAAAUCCCGACAUCCAGAAGUAAGACUUAAGACAGCCCAGGAGCUUUCAAGUUUCUUAAAGAGUGAACUUCGAGAAGCAACUUCUGAUGAAAUAAACAGCUUUGUUGACAAAUUAAAUCAUCACAUUUUUGAAUUGGUAUCUGGUAAUGAUGCCAAUGAGAAAAAGGGAGGAAUUUUAGCUAUAGGGUGUCUUAUUAAUGCUGAUAUUGGUAAUUUAACAACACGAACUUCAAGGUUUGCAAAUUACUUAAGAACACUGUUUCCUUCAAAUGACAUUGAAGUAAUGGAAUUGGCUGCGGAAACUAUGGGAAAAUUGGCCUAUGUCUCUGGUUCAAAUGCUUCAGAAUACGUUGAGUUUGAAGUCAAACGAGCAUUUGAAUGGCUUAAUGGCGACAGAGUUGAAGGCAAAAGGCAUGCAGCAGUUUUAAUUUUAAGAGAACUUGCUUUCAUGAUGCCCACGUAUUUUUAUCAGCAAGUGUCGCAGUUUUUUGAGUGUAUUUUUUAUGCUUUAAAAGAUCCUAAGUCAAAAAUACGAGAAACUGCAGCAGAGGCACUUAGAGAAGCAUUGAUUGUGACAGCACAAAGAGAAUCUGCCAAACAGACUUCAAAGCCACAAUGGUACAAACAAUGCUACGAUGAAACAGUUGAAUUGCUAAAAGUGGAUCGAUAUGAUAAAUCAAAAGACGAUCGAAUCCACGGCGCACUACUGGUCUUAAAUGAACUUGUUCGUUGUUCUAACUCCGAAUGGGAACACAAAUAUACCGCCUUGAUGGAAAGUACCGAUAUUAACUUCAGUUCCGGCGAAUAUUUUUCCAAUAUGAACUUGCAGCAUUGUUACAACAAAAAAUCAGCAAGUUUCGUCCACUUUCCCAGCAGUGCUCUUCACACUCCGAUCAACGAGUCGUCCGUCUGUCGACAACUUGUUUUCGAAAAUUACGAUUACAUUUGUCUCGAUGUUACGGCACAGAGCAGUUCUAGAUCUCCUCAUAUUCAAAAAAUUCUGCUCAUAAUAUUGCCCCGUUUGGCCGCAUUUAAUCCCCGUAGAUUUGCGGACAAGCAUCUCCCUGUUACAAUGAACUAUCUUUUGAACACCCUUAAAGGAAGGGAAAAAGAGAGAUCUUCAGCUUUCGUUACCAUAGGCCUGAUUGCCGUUGCAUUAGAAGAUUAUAUAAAGCCCUACGUUGACAAGAUCAUGGAAGUCAUCAAAAUGUCGUUGCCAAGUAGAGAUACGCCCACAAAGAAACGGAAUGUAAUCGAUUCUAGCAUCUUUAGAUGUAUUACCUUCUUGAGUCAUGCAGUUAAGAACCACAUUCAUGCUGAUAUCCAAAAUGUCUUGGACCAAAUGUUGUCCACGGGUCUCACGCCAGCAUUAACAAUUUGUUUGCGUGAGCUGGCCAAAAACAUUCCCGCCUUAAAGCAGCCAAUAUCCAAAGGACUGUUGCAAAUGUUAUCCCAGAUACUAACGAAUAAGCCGUUACAUCAUCCGGGAAUGCCAAGGUACCUAGCCAGUAACGUGCUUCCUUUUGGGCACAUCCCGGAAAUGACGGACACCAGUGGUAUCGUUCUCGCUCUUCACACACUUGGAACGUUCGAUUUCGAGGGUCAUAGCCUGUUGCAAUUCGUACAGAGAUUAGCCGACCAUUUUUUGGCCCACGAACAAAGAGAAAUAAGACUAGAAGCGGUGAGGACGUGCUGUAGAAUUUUAAAGCACGCUUUGAUUAAAACUUCGUCUCAUCAUUCGGAAAAGGUAACUAAUACGGUUGCAGAAGUCCUAAAUAAGCUCCUUAUAGUCGGAUUGACUGAUACUGAGAAAGAAGUUCGUUUCUGGGUGUUGUCUUCUUUGGAUGCCACCUUUGACCAUCAUUUAGCUCAGGCAGAAUCUCUAAGCGCCCUGUUUAUUUCUUUAAACGAUGAAGAGUUUGAGAUUCGAGAGGUGGCGAUGUGUAUAAUUGGACGACUAAGUACUAUGAACCCGGCAUACGUGAUGCCGUCUUUAAGGAAAAUGCUUCUUCAGUUUAUUACUGAACUCGAGCAUUCUGGUACCGGAAGGAAUAAAGAACAAAGCGCUCGUAUGUUGGACCGACUGAUUGUGAACGCUCCUAGAUUAAUACGACCUUAUUUGAAACCGGUGUUGCAAGUGCUCGUUCCAAAAUUACGAGAUCCUGAACCGUAUCCUGGAGUUGUCCUUUCCGUUUUACACGCCAUUGGCAAUUUAGCAGAAGCCACUGGUGGAGACACCGAAUUGCAACACUGGAUGCCAGAAUUAUUAACUAUUCUUUUGGAAAUGUUGGGAGACGCUUCUGCAAGUGAAAAGCGCGCUGUUGCUCUUAUUACACUCGGACAGUUGGUUGGAGCUACUGGUCAUGUAAUCAAACCGUAUAAUCAGCACCCUACAUUGCUUGAUGUGCUUAUAAACUUCCUAAAGACAGAACAGAACUCUGUAAUACGGCGGGAAACGAUUCGGGUGUUGGGUUUGUUGGGUGCCUUGGAUCCUUACCGUCAUAAAAUCAUUAGAGGUCAGAUAGAUUAUCUUCCAGAAGCCCCUGUAUUGAUAGCAAUUGCUGACAAAGAAGAAGAAAACAACACGGAUCUAAGCACGAGUGAGAUGCUGGUAAAUAUGAGUUCUGGUACUUUGGAAGAGUAUUAUCCUGCUAUAGUGAUUGCAACACUUAUGAAGAUCAUUAGAGAUCCAACUUUAUCUCAACAUCACACAAUGGUCGUCCAGGCUGUGCAUUUCAUAUUUAAAAGUUUGGGAAUCAAAUGUGUGCCAUACAUUUCACAGGUGCUUCCCAGUAUCCUAAAUGUUAUCAAAAGCGCGGACGUGAGUUUCAGAGAAUUUCUUUUUCAACAAUUGGCAUAUUUGAUCGCCAUCGUUAAGCAACAUAUUGGCAAUUAUCUGGACGACAUUGUGAAUUUGAUAAAUUAUUUUUGGACUCUGAACAGCCCCAUCCAAACAACUUUAAUUAAUCUGAUCGAACACAUUGCAGUUGCUUUGGGGUCAGGAUUCAGAAUUUAUCUGCCAAGAUUGAUUCCUCGUAUACUUCGCGUUCUAAAUCACGACACAUCCAAAGAACGUGUAGUGACAGUGAAAUUGUUGGAUGCGCUAAAAAAGUUUGGAAACAAUUUAGACGAUUACAUGCAUGUUAUUUUGCCGCCGAUUGUAAAAUUAUUUGACGCAGAGGAUUGCCCGACAAACACGUCGAAACACGCUUUGGAAACAAUAGAUUAUUUGGCAGAUAUAUUGGACUUUAGCGAUCUUAUAUCUCGUAUUAUCCAUCCUUUAGUUCGUACGUUGGAUAAUUGUCCAGAAUUACGUCCAGCAGCUAUGGAGACUUUGUGUUCGUUGGUUAUUCAACUAGGAAAAAAGUUUAACAUAUUUGUGCCCCUUGUAAAUAAAGUCAUAACGAAGCAUAAAAUACAGCACACGACGUAUGAGAUGCUGAUAGCGAAAAUUUCAAGCGAAACCACAUUAGCGGAAGAUGCUGAUUUCCCACUUACGAGGCCUAGAUCACGUAAUAAAAACAAGGAAAUAAAUUUGGGUACAUCUGACAAUGUUGUAAUUCAACGACUGAAGGUGUCACCCUCCAAUCUUCAACAAGCCUGGACUCCGAAUAGAAGGGUUUCUAAAGACGAUUGGCUAGAAUGGUUGCAGAGGCUAAGCAUCGAGUUGCUGAAGCAGUCUCCUAUACCAGCUCUACGUGCUUGCUUGUCUUUAGCACAAAGCUAUCCACAGUUACCCAAGGACUUAUUUAAUGUCGCUUUCGUAAGUUGUUGGACAGAAUUAAAUGAAGGAAUGCAAAAACAACUUAUAAGCAGCUUGCAAAAAGCUUUGAUGUUGCCAGACUUGCCGGAGAUAACGCAGACUAUAUUAAAUUUGGCAGAAUUCAUGGAGCAUUGUGACAAAGGGCCUUUGCCUCUAGAUCCUCAUUUAUUGGGAGACAGAGCAAUGUAUUGCAGAGCGUAUGCAAAAGCGCUUCAUUAUAUUGAAGAAGAAUUCCAAAGGGAAGCUUCUAGUCAAGUUGUAGAAUCACUUAUAAUGGUUAACAAUAAGUUGCAGCAGAAAGAAGCUGCUGAAGGUUUAUUGCAAUUUGUUAUGCAUCGUAAUUCUGACAUACAGGUCCAAGUGCGGUGGUACGAAAAGCUUCACAAUUGGGACAAAGCCUUAAAUUUGUACAAAGAGGUAUUAGAAACUAACGAAAACGAAGAAGAAUCUAUUGUAGGACAAAUGAGAUGCCUUGAAGCACUAGGUGAAUGGGACGUUCUACACAACAUGGUAGAAACUAAAUUUACCGGUUUGUCAGAAGAUAAUAAACAAAAGGCAGGUAGGCUGGCAGCAGCAUCUUCCUGGGGCUUAUAUGACUGGGAAUCUAUGGAAAAAUACGUUAAUGUUAUUCCAAAGGAAUCUCAAGAUGGUGCCUUCUACAGAGCAAUUCUUGCAAUUCAUAAAGAAAACUACGAAGAGGCUCAGAAAUAUAUCGACACAACGAGGGAUCUUUUAGAUACGGAACUUACGGCAAUGGCCGGUGAAUCAUACCAGAGGGCUUAUGGAGCCAUGGUAGUAGUACAAAUGCUGGCAGAAAUGGAAGAAGUGAUACAAUACAAACUGGUACCUGAACGACGACUAACUCUUAGGACUAUGUGGUGGCAAAGAUUGCAAUCGGGACAACGGUUGGCUGAAGAUUGGCAAAAAAUUAUUCAAGUGCAUUCAUUGGUUCUCAGUCCUUAUGAAGAUAUUCACACGUGGUUGAAGUAUGCUUCAUUGUGCAGGAAAAGCGGAUCAUUGAUGCUGUCACAUAAAACAUUGGUAAUGCUGAUGGGCUAUGAUCCCAGUUUACAGCCAGAUCAACCGUUACCCUGCCAGCAACCACAAGUGACUUUUGCUUUCUGCAAACAUCUGUGGAUGGCCGGGAAGAAACAAGAAGCUCACAGACAACUGUCUAAUUUUCUGAGGGAUUACACACAAUUGACCGUCUCAGAUGACUUGGAUGACGAGAAAAAAAGACUUUUAGCAAGAAGCUACCUAAAAUUAGGGGAGUGGCAGGAAUCUUUAGAGGGCAUUAAAGACCAAUCAAUUCCUGUAAUUUUGAAAUGUUACCAGCAAGCAACUGAGCACGAUCCUCACUGGUACAAAGCUUGGCAUUCUUGGGCAUUUAUGAACUACGAAACUGUAUUGUUUUAUAAAAACGAAAAUUCUAAUAAGAACAAUUCACCUGUUGCAAAAGGAGAAAAUCAAAACGAAAUAAUUCAAUACACCGUCUUAGCAGUUCAAGGAUUUUUCAAGUCAAUUAACCUUUCAAAAGGAAGUUCGUUGCAAGACACUCUACGUCUUCUAACGUUAUGGUUCGAUUAUGGACAGUGGCCGGAAGUAUACGAAGCAAUCGCCGAAGGGAUCCGAAUAAUUGAGAAAAAUACUUGGCUGCAAGUAAUCCCACAACUCAUCGCGCGUAUUGACACUCCAAAAAUAUUGGUAUCACGUUUAAUUCAUCAUCUUUUAAUUGAUAUUGGAAAGGCUUAUCCUCAAGCUUUGAUAUAUCCGUUGACCGUGGCAUCUAAAAGUGCGUCAAUAAUGCGUCGCAAUAAUGCAAAUAAAAUAUUAAAAUCGAUGAGCGAAAACUCGCCAACUUUAGUCAAUCAAGCGAUUAUGGUUUCGGAGGAAUUGGUAAGGGUAGCUAUUCUGUGGCAUGAGAUGUGGCACGAAGGACUAGAAGAGGCUUCGAGGCUCUUUUUUGGGGAACAGGAUAUCAAGGGCAUGUUUGAAGUCCUGGAACCAUUACAUGCUAUUAUGGAAAAGGGACCUCAAACACUUAAAGAAACCAGUUUCAAUCAAGUCUAUGGAAGAGAUCUUAUGGAAGCCCAAGAAUGGUGUCAGCGAUAUAAGGUUUCGAAAAAUAUUCAAGAUUUGAACCAAGCUUGGGAAUUGUAUUACCAUGUAUUCCGAAGAAUUUCCAGGCAACUUCCUCAACUCACGUCGUUGGAGCUCCAGUAUGUCUCUCCAAAUUUGUUGAUUUGUAGGGAUCUGGAGUUGGCAGUUCCCGGUAGUUAUUGUCCAGGACAGCCCGUAGUCAGGAUCGCCUAUAUCCAGAGUGCACUUCAGGUAAUCACUUCAAAGCAACGACCAAGGAAACUUUUAAUAAGAGGAAGCAACGGUAAGGACUACAUGUUCCUUUUAAAAGGUCAUGAAGACUUACGACAGGACGAAAGAGUCAUGCAAUUAUUCGGACUGGUAAAUGCACUGCUUUUAAAAGAUCCGGAUACUUUAAGAAGAAACUUAACAAUUCAAAGAUACGCUGUGAUUCCAUUAAGUACAAAUUCGGGUUUAAUUGGUUGGGUGCCGCAUUGCGACACAUUGCACACACUGAUCAGGGAUUAUAGGGAGAAGAAGAAGAUUUUAUUGAACAUAGAACAUCGAAUAAUGUUAAGAAUGGCUCCAGAUUAUGACCAUUUGACAUUGAUGCAAAAAGUUGAAGUUUUCGAACACGCUCUCGAACACACACAUGGUGAUGAUUUAGCCAAGUUGUUGUGGUUAAAGAGCCCUUCUUCGGAAGUGUGGUUCGACAGGCGUACAAAUUACACUCGAUCGUUGGCUGUAAUGUCCAUGGUUGGGUAUAUUCUGGGUCUGGGAGAUCGUCAUCCAUCAAAUUUAAUGUUGGAUCGUAUGAGUGGCAAAAUUCUUCACAUUGAUUUCGGUGAUUGUUUCGAAGUGGCUAUGACGCGAGAGAAAUUCCCUGAAAAGAUCCCUUUCCGUUUGACCAGGAUGUUGAUAAACGCUAUGGAGGUUACAGGGAUAGAGGGGACGUACAGGAGAACAUGUGAAUCUGUGAUGUCUGUGUUGCAUAGAAACAAAGACAGUCUGAUGGCCGUUUUGGAAGCCUUCGUGUAUGACCCUUUGCUAAAUUGGAGACUGAUCAAUACUGGUCGAAACAAUAAAUCCAAUACUAACGAUGUAGGAUCUAUAUCGGGAGUUUCUUCGCAGGAACAAGAACUAGGCACUUUGAGUUUGAAUUUGUCAAGAAAGGGACAGCCGUCUCCCGAUUUUAUAGGGGACGGGUCCCAGUCAGAGGCUGUCAGUAAAAAAGCGUUGGCCAUAAUUACAAGAGUGAGGGAUAAACUGACGGGAAGAGACUUUCCACAAGAAGAAAAUGUCACGAUUCAGAGACAGGUCGAAUUGCUGAUUCAGCAGGCCACAAGUAACGAAAAUCUGUGUCAGUGCUAUAUAGGGUGGUGUCCAUUUUGGUAGACGUGAGUUAACAAGAGUAGAUUAAUUUUUAUUUUGCGUACAAAAAGAAAAUUCUUUCGAGUAAUAUGUUUAUAAAAAGUAGGGGGAGGUUUUAGAUUUUACUUAUCCUUUCCUAGUAUACGGGCAGGAGCAGUAACGCAGCUAAAAUUUAUGAAAGGGGGAGUUAAGUUAUAAAUGUUAAUUAUAUUAAAUAAAACAAUAAAUGUUGUAAAAUCUAACAACAUAAUAAUGCAUCUUUAUAUUUACUUUAAAAAAUUAAACGAAUGUGGCAGGGUUAUUGCUCUAUUUAUCUGUUUAUCUGCUUGUAUUUACGAUGAAGUUUGUUGAUUAUUACUCGAACUUCUCAUACUUCAAAAUAAUUUUAUAAAAACUUUAUAGUCGAUAAGUGGUGUUUGAACAACUUAAAGUUCUCCGUAGCUAAGCCACUGGACGAAACGGUCUAAAAUUAUUAAAAUUGUGUUAUCAAUAUGUUUGUAUAUACGAAAAUGUUCUUGAUGAGGUUAAUAUUUAAUAUUAAACAUUAAACUUUCUAUCCUCUACAUAUUAUCCCAAAUUUAAUAAGGGAAAAAUUGUUGGGAUAAUAUGUAGAGAGUAGAAGUUAAUUUCAUUUUAAUGUCCAAUAUUAAAAUUAUGUUUACGUAAUAUUUGAGUGGCCUCCAAAAGCCUUUCUGAGUUAUUUUUUUCGUUCUUCAUUUAAGAAAAAGGAGAAACAAUAAUUUUCAUUUUCCUUUUUGUGUUUUAAAAAAAUAUUUUAUUACAAUUUCGGUUUUUGUAUAUUAUGUACUUAUAAACUUUUCUUGUAAAUAAUGACCCCUAUAUAAUAUUUCUAAGCUCGAAAAGUCUGUUAAUUCUAUGUAUAAUUAAUAAAAUACGCGAAUUAAUUUACGAACAAUUUUUUUCUUUCCUUCUUUUUUAGUAAAACACAGAAUGUUAUUACACAAAACAAGGAAUUAAUUUAUUAAAAUAUUUGGGACGUUUAAAACACAUACGGCACAUUCCAUCACUAUUAGUUAUAUUAUAUAGUAGGAAUAUUUAUUAGAACCUUAAGAACUUUUAUUUGGAAAUACUAUUUGCACUUUGGAUAUUAUUUGUUUUGUGUUUUUUAAAUUUUCUGCCUUUCCAUGUUAUUGUAGAUUAACCAAUAGUAACGCAAUAUUGUAUGGUUAUUAUUAUUCAACUAUUACUAUCGUGAGUUCUAACCUGUAAAAUUGUAACCGAAAAUAUGAGGAAUAUUUUUAAAAUUUUGCGAUUUACAGCUUCAGAAUUCGGUAAAAUAUCAAAUGAAAAACACGUUCUUUUUGGGUUUAGUGCUGUGCGAGGUCUUUCAACAAUAAAUGAUAAACUAAUUACUCCAAACAAUACAAUCUUGACUCCUUUAAGCCCCAUAACUCAAGAAUGGAUCUGGAAGAAAAGGUACCCAAUAAAGCUACCUGUCAAUGUAAAUACACCAAGUUUAGAACUUCCAAAAGUAUCCAAUUUAGAUAUACCAUUGGAAAUGCCAUUUAGUACUGAUGACAAUAGGAGUAGCAUUGUAGAACCCCCAACGAACACUGAUGCUGUUAGAAAAGAAGCAGCCCGGUUAAUUGUUAUUAGGAGGAAAAAAAUGAGAAAGCAUAAACUCAGGAAACUUAGAAAGAAGAUGAAAUAUGUAUGGGCAAAGAUAAGGCAGAAGAGAGAGUUAGCCAAGGAGAAAGUGUUUCAAGCUGAACUUAUAGCCCAAUGUAAGAAAGCAGAAGCAUUUAAUGCACAUGAAUAUGUUGCAGAGAAGCUUAGCCUUGCUUGCGAAACUCCAGUAACCCAAAGGAAUCAUAUGGUUGAUUUCACUAAGGAAAGGCACUAGGUUUGUUUUAAAUUCAUUAUAAUAGUAAAUUAAACACUUUUAAGAGAACUGUUCAUAAAAACCUGCAAAUGAGUUUAAAAUGAAAUUAAAGCAUAUUAGUCACUA